CGACACCCGCCUGACGUCACCGCGCUGCACCCGCCUCCCCUUCGCUCAUUGGCUCACUACCGUCGUCCUCCAGACGCGAUUGGACAGUGGUGCUGUCCAUCAGGGGGUGGGCGGGCCAUUGCGCACUUCCGCCUGGUGUCGAUGUUGCGAGUGAGUGGAACGUUGAGUGUAUCCAGGGGGAGUUCCCAUCUACUCUCACUGCUCACACACAAGCCGCUCAUCACCAGCCGUGCCGCCCACUGUCGUCUCUCUCAACCCAGCGGGGUUCACUAUUGUAUAUCGUUUCUCAGCCUGAGGGCACUUCUUCCCGCGGCUCCCACGAAAAGGACAUUUGUCGUAAUCAGUCCACCAACCUGGUGCAGUGUGAUGCCGUUGGAAGGCAAUUGCCGAUUUUUGUUGCUUUACGCCACUCAAAAAGGACAAGCAAAAGCUAUUGCUGAGGAAAUUAGUGAAAAAGCAGACGGCAAAGGAUUUGUAGCUGAUCUCCAUUGUCUGAGUCAACUGGAAGAGUUUGACUUGGAGAGAGAGCGUGCUCCAGUUGUUAUAAUUACCUCCACGACUGGUACUGGGGAUCUUCCAGAUACAGCAACAAAAUUCUUCCAGGAAGUUAGUGGCAUUUUGGCACCUCAUCACUAUGCACACAUAAAAUAUGCAGUCUUAGCUCUUGGAGAUUCCAGUUACUGUUAUUUUGCCAAUGCUGGGAAGAUGAUUGAUAUGCAGUUGCAGCAACUUGGUGCAGAACACUUCUAUACAACUGGAUAUGCAGAUGACAGUGUUGGAUUGGAAUUGGUUGUUGAUCCUUGGAUUGAUGGUCUUUGGGAUGCCUUGAAAAAUGUGUGUCAGGAGCAAAAGGAAAUGAAUGGUGAUGGAGAGAGGAUGUUAGACACAAGUGAUGGUUCAAGAACAAAUAAACCGGAUGAUGAAAAUCCUGGUGUUUCGGCAGUAAUUCAACUAUUGAGAAUAGAUACAACUGUGUCAACAGAGACUGAAGACUCAAAUACUACAUCUGAGAGCUUGGUACAGGACACAUUGGCAGCAGGGUCACAGGAGCCUGGGCCAGUGGCUGCCUGGGUACAGAGUGAGAAACAACUAUCAGAAAGUGCUUUAAAUAUCCCAACUCUGCCAAUAGAGUAUCUAAAUGUGCAAUUUCAGAAAGAUGCAGAACAGAAUUCUACGCAAGAAUGUUUCUCCCUUGCAUCAAAUGUUACUGUGUUUCAAGUACCAGUAACUAAAGCAAUUGCUCUGACUCGGGAGGAUGCAGUGAAAACGGCACUACUCUUAGAACUGGAUAUUUCUAAUACAUCAAUGACAUACGAGCCGGGUGAUUCUUUCAGCAUUAUAUGCCCUAAUAAUGGAAGCGAAGUGGAAUACUUGAUUCAAAGACUUGGCCUUGGAGACAAGAGAGACCAAAUUGUUGAUUUAUACAUUCGACCAAACAGCAAGAAAAAAGGUGCACAUCUGCCAGAUUACAUACCAAAGAAAAGUACCCUGCAGUACAUUCUGACUUGGUGUCUGGAAAUACGAGCAGUUCCUAAAAAGGCGUGCUUGCGAGCAAUAGUUGAAUACACUUCUGACCCUCGUGAGAAACGGCGAUUGCAAGAACUAUGCAGCAAACAGGGUGCAGCAGACUACAACCGCUAUAUUAGAGACUUCAAUGUUUGCCUUCUUGAUAUUCUUAGAUCACUGCCAUCGUGCCAUCCACCAUUUAGCCUACUUAUUGAACAUUUACCAAAGCUACAAGCAAGAUCUUAUUCAGCUGCAAGCUCAUCCAGAUAUUUUCCAGGGAAACUUCAUUUUGUCUUCAACAUUGUUGAGUUUCCAUCCACACCUGUGCUGCCGAUUGCUCGGAGGGGAGUUUGCACGGGAUGGCUGGCUCAGCAGGUUACAGCUAUACUUCAAAGCUAUGACAGUGAAGCUGCAAUUGGUGAUUGUUUGUCAAAUGGGUUUGCACCAACACAGGUGUCUAUUUUCAGACGGCAGAACAUGUUUUUCCGUUUACCCAUUGACACUGCAGUUCCUAUCAUCAUGGUGGGGCCUGGAACUGGUAUUGCUCCCUUCAUAGGUUUCUUGCAAAACCGACAGAAACAAAGAGAAGAGAAUCCUGAGUGUACUUUUGGGGAAAUGUGGCUAUUCUAUGGCUGCCGACAACACGAUCGAGACUAUCUGUUUCGAAACGAAUUGAGACAUUUUCUAAGUAAUGGCACCUUAACCCAACUGGAAGUCUGUUUCUCCAGAGAAGCUACAGAUGAGAAGCCAAAAUACGUUCAACAUUUACUCCAGCACUUGACUCAUGUUGUCACAAAAGUUUUGUUGAGUGAAAAUGGCUGCUUGUAUGUUUGUGGAGAUGGCAAGAAUAUGGCUAAAGAUGUGACCACGACUCUGACUGAGAUUAUAUCGGAAAAGUUAGGAGUGAAUACGCUGGAAGCCAUGAGAAUUGUAGCCAGUCUUCGUGAAGAGAAUCGUUACCUGCAGGAUGUCUGGAGUUAAUGAGCCUUAAGAAGAGAAUACAAACCCAAUUGUAUGAUUCUAUUGAACCUUUUAUUUGCAAAGAACAGAGACAUUUUUAACCAAUGAUAAAUCUGGAAAGAAGUAUUGGAAAGACUUUUCUUGGGCAAAAUAUUUGAUUUUUUUUCAGCACAGUUCCAUGUUAAAUACAUUAAUUGAGGAUAAUGGUGAUGUCCAUCUUCUCGAUGAACCUUGCUUUGACAGAAGCAAAUGAUAAAUGCUUGUGAAGCAUCUUUCCACGAGAUCUUCUACCCAAUGCACAUACUGCUUUUAAGAGUUGCUGAAGGAGGGUGUUUUUUUUACUCUUUAAUGGACGAGUCCAUAAAACAGUAGUUUCUCUCCCUUUCCAUAGCCCCUACCGUCAAAUUUAACAAAAUCGAUGUAAGAGUAAUAUUUAUGCAAUUUUUAAGGUGUGCCAUUUGAAGCCUCUAUUAAUGUUUAGUUAUAGGCAACACAUAAGUAUAAUUGAAAACUGCCUAGAAUUCUAAUGAGGACUCCAGCAGUUUCAGUACAUCUGCAGCAGGUUAUGCAAAUUUUAUUUUUAGAAAUUCUCAGGAAUAGUCAUGACCACUGUUUUUGUACAUUUACCAUUAUAUUCAUUGUGUUUUCAUUAUUCUGCACCUUUGACCUAGGCACCAAAUUGUUUUGGUCAGUCAUUUCAUUGAAAAAAACCCAGUAGGAUUACAGUUUCUCUUGGCACAAUUUUAUCAUAGUUGCAAAAAAAAAAAAUGCAGCACAGAAACAGAACCUUUUUGCCCACCUCAUCCAUGUCAGCUGCUAUACCUAUCCAUGCUAAUCCAACCUGCUUGCAGUAGGCUCAUAUCCCUCAAUGACUUUCCCAUCUUAAUACCUGUCAAAAUAAUAUCUAUAGGUAAAUGCUGUAAUAGCAUCCACCUCCUCUGGCAGCUUGUUCUAGAAAACCACCACUCCUCCGUAUUGAAAAACAUUGUUCAGAUUUCCUUUAAGUUUCUCCCCUAUCAACAUAAACCUGAGCCCUCCAAUUCGGGACUCGGAGAAUAUAAAAACAGGGAUGUAAUGCUAAGGCUUCAUAAGACUGACCACAUUUGAAGUAUUACGAGCAGUGUUGGUCCCCAUAUCUGUGGAAGGAUGUGCUGCUGUUGGAGAUGGUCCAGGGGAGAUUUAUGAGAAUGAUCACGGGGAUGAGGGUUGGGUUAACAUAUGAAGAGCGUUUCACAGCACUUGGCCUAUACUCGCUGGAGUUUAGGAGGAUGAGGGGGUAUCUCAUUGAAACUUAACGAACAGUAAAAGUCCUGGAUAGAGUGAAUGUGGAGAGAAUGUUUCCAUUAACAGGAGAGUCUAUGACCAGAGGCUACAGCCUCAGAAUAAAAGGACGUACCUUUAGAAAGGUAUUGAGGAGGAAUUUCUUUAGUCAGAGGGUGGUGAAUCUGUGGAAUUAAUUGCUGUGAGGCCAUGUCAUCUGGUAUUUUCAAGGCAGAGAUUGACAGAUUCUUGAUUGGUAAGGGUGUCAAGGAUUAUUGGAAGAAGGCAGGAGAGUGAGAUUGAGAGGGAAGGAUAGAUCAGCCGUGAUUGAAUGGCUAAAUAGCCUAAAUAUGCUCUUCUGACAUGAACGUGACUCUGACUAUCCUACUAUCUAUGCCCCUCAUAAUUGUAUAAGCCUCAAUAAUGUAAUCCCUCAGCCUCCUAUGUUCCAAGAGGAAUAAAUGCAGCCUAUCCAAUCUCUCCUUACAACCAUGGCCCUUCAUUCGGGUGAAUCUCUCCUGUAUUAUCUCUGUUGCAACCACAAAAAAACCCAGGAAUGGAACAACCCAUCAGUUCCAUUCUUGCACCUACUUUCCUUCUUUAAGUUCAGCUCUUCAUUGUUUCUCAUCCACACACCUACACAAGGGGUCAUCUACAAUAGCUAGUUUUAGUGUUGGAGGAAACUGGAGCAUCUGUGGGAACCCAUGCAGCUGCAAGAAGCAGAUGCAAACCCCAUAAGGAAUAAACCCAGGUCCCUGGAGUAGUGAAACAUCACUGUGUUGCCCCACUUGUAACCUUUGUAAUCCUGAAGCACUUUCAAAUCAGCAUAGCACAUGCCGAUGCAAUGCCUCAUUUUUAACAUUUGAAGAGUUGAUCACAUGAAGAUCAUAAAGGUCUGUUGAUUUAUAAUCGGAUUACAAUAUUCUUUAGAUUUGUGUUCCUGUGUGUCCAUCUCAAAAUGUUAAAAUGCUUUUAAUUUAAAGUUGUAUAUUUAAGUGUGCUGUUUCUUUAUACAUGUCAAAUCAAGUUGUUUAUUGGCAUAUGCACAAAAAUUGUGAGGUAGAGGUACUAUUAAAAAAUUGUUUGUAACAGCA
Molecule: messenger RNA, 4820 nt
Organism: Leucoraja erinaceus (little skate)
Lineage: Eukaryota; Metazoa; Chordata; Chondrichthyes; Rajiformes; Rajidae
Gene: mtrr
Product: 5-methyltetrahydrofolate-homocysteine methyltransferase reductase
Exons: 15
Coding region: 142-2487 (781 amino acids)
Biological process (GO): homocysteine metabolic process
Cellular component (GO): cytosol
Molecular function (GO): FMN binding; [methionine synthase] reductase (NADPH) activity; flavin adenine dinucleotide binding
Source: RefSeq, a predicted model, not a curated record